CCGUGGGAUUCCUGUUGCAGCUGGACUUGUAUCCGCACCAGUGUUGCAGGUCCCUCACCAGGGGCCACACCAGGGCAGGAACCGGAUAAGCCCACUGCUCCGGUGGGGAACUCGGGGCUUGGGCGGCCAAGUGACUUCCCCAAGUGAACAGGAACCCUCACCGGCUGGUCUCUGGAUGACCCUAGAUCAACAUGUCCAACGCCUUGGCCAACGCAGUGUGCCAGCGCUGCCAGGCGCGCUUCGCCCCUGCCGAGCGGAUCGUCAACAGCAACGGAGAACUGUACCACGAGCACUGCUUCGUGUGCGCACAGUGCUUCCGGCCCUUCCCCGAGGGGCUCUUUUACGAGUUCGAAGGUCGGAAGUACUGCGAGCACGACUUCCAGAUGCUGUUUGCUCCGUGCUGCGGGUCCUGCGGCGAAUUCAUCAUUGGCCGCGUCAUCAAGGCCAUGAACAACAACUGGCACCCUGGAUGCUUCCGCUGUGAGCUGUGUGACGUGGAGUUGGCUGACCUGGGCUUUGUGAAGAACGCAGGCAGACACCUGUGCCGACCCUGUCACAACCGCGAGAAGGCCAAGGGCCUGGGCAAGUACAUCUGUCAGCGUUGCCACCUGGUCAUCGAUGAGCAGCCCCUCAUGUUCAAGAAUGACGCCUACCACCCUGACCACUUCAGCUGCACCCACUGCGGGAAGGAGCUGACCGCAGAGGCCCGGGAGCUGAAGGGCGAGCUCUACUGCCUGCCCUGCCACGACAAGAUGGGGGUCCCCAUCUGCGGGGCCUGCCGCCGGCCCAUCGAGGGCCGGGUGGUCAACGCGCUGGGCAAGCAGUGGCACGUGGAGCACUUCGUCUGUGCCAAGUGUGAGAAGCCAUUCCUGGGGCACCGGCAUUAUGAGAAGAAGGGCCUGGCCUACUGUGAGACCCACUACAACCAGCUCUUUGGGGAUGUCUGCUACACCUGCAGCCACGUGAUUGAGGGCGAUGUGGUGUCAGCCCUCAACAAGGCCUGGUGCGUGCACUGCUUCUCCUGUUCCACCUGCAACAGCCGGCUCACCCUGAAGAACAAGUUUGUGGAGUUCGACAUGAAGCCGGUGUGUAAGAGGUGCUAUGAGAAGUUCCCGCUGGAGCUGAAGAAGCGGCUGAAGAAGCUGUCGGAGCUGGCAGCCCGCAGGGCGCAGCCCAAGUCCUCGGGCCUGCACCCUGCCUGAGAGGCCCGCCCACCUUGCCGCUUCCUGCUCGUAGCUCUUCUGCUGCCUGAGGCUUCACUCCCCACUUCAGCUCCCUGAACCUGCGGCAUCUCGCUCCUGUCU
Molecule: messenger RNA, 1304 nt
Organism: Budorcas taxicolor (takin)
Lineage: Eukaryota; Metazoa; Chordata; Mammalia; Artiodactyla; Bovidae
Gene: LIMS2
Product: LIM zinc finger domain containing 2
Exons: 10
Coding region: 192-1202 (336 amino acids)
Biological process (GO): cell-cell junction organization; positive regulation of substrate adhesion-dependent cell spreading; positive regulation of integrin-mediated signaling pathway
Cellular component (GO): cell-cell junction; focal adhesion; cytoplasm
Source: RefSeq, a predicted model, not a curated record